Molecule: messenger RNA, 303 nt
Organism: Caenorhabditis remanei
Lineage: Eukaryota; Metazoa; Nematoda; Chromadorea; Rhabditida; Rhabditidae
Exons: 1
Coding region: 1-303 (100 amino acids)
Source: RefSeq, a predicted model, not a curated record
AUGGCUCGAAACAAGCAAAGAAACAACCAAUGGAACAAGAAGAACAGCAAAUCUACUCCGACUGAAAAGAAGAAGAAACCACAACCGGCUGAGAAAAAAUCAGCCUACGAUGUAUAUAUUGCGGCAUUCUUGAUUAUGCUAAUAGCAUUCCUUUACUGGGUCAUGGAAGCAACAAAAUCUGACUUGAUGCAGAAAAUCGAAGCGGAGGGCACGAGCGAAGAAGAGAAAGCGGAGCUUGUCAAAGAGUUGGAAAAAAUUGUUAAAUACGAGGAAUGGACUGUGUUCGACUCAUUUGGAAAUUAA